Molecule: messenger RNA, 2517 nt
Organism: Adineta ricciae
Lineage: Eukaryota; Metazoa; Rotifera; Eurotatoria; Adinetida; Adinetidae
Source: the annotation of a GenBank genome assembly
AUGGAUCGAAUUACUGAAUACAGUGUUCUUUGGCUUGAUGACAAGCAAAAUGAUCCAUUAAAUGAAUAUAAAAUAGAACGUUCACGAUUGCGGAGAAUUAUUGAUUAUUUGAAAUUUUUCACACAAAUUGAAAUCUGUAUAGAAAACAUUCGAAUUCGUUCGAUUUAUACCUACGAAGAGAACUCAAACGACGAACAUACUUCUGACACUACGCAUGUCUAUCAACAAAUAAUACCAAAAAUGUUCAAGCAUCCAAACGACUUACUGUUUCAGCUCUCUCAAGACAUUCGAGUCUUUCUUCGACAGAACAUGGAAAUCGAUUCUACGCUGCCCUUUUCCGCUCUUUCGAGUAAUGAAGAGCGAACAACUGGGUUAUAUUCACGAACGGAUAUACAUUGGUUCCCAUAUAUCAUGGAAGCUCUUCAAGAGAUUCCGCCUGUUGCUAACGGAAAGGAAAACUUUGUUAAUGAAUGCCGAAAAUUGUAUCUUGACAACGAACCUGCUCUAAAAUUCAUAAAUGAAUUCAAUGAUACUUAUGACUCUCACAUGGCUGUUGCCAGGUAUACGCGAGAAGGCAUUCUAUAUCAACUAUUCAAUCGCGUAUUGCGACAACUAGAUCAGCAUAAAAUAUUUCUUUUACAUUUUUUCAUUUACGACCUUAGUCAACAACUGAAGAAAGAAGCUGACAACAGUAAAGACGCAGAUUGGCGAAAAGAGCCGGUGUAUCGUGGUCAGAGAAUAUCUAAAACUGAAAUAGAGUUCUUGAAAGAGCAGAGGAUGCUCUAUCUCAAUACUUUUCUAUCGACAACGAAAAACUUAAUGUUGGCUGAGAUCUAUGCUGGAGUUGGCUCACAUGAUUCCAAUCGUGAUACUGCGGAGCAACCAGUUAUAUUUAAAAUUGGUAGUUGUACAUGGAAUUUAUUUGGAAAAAGUGCUGCAUCCAUCGAUCAUUUGAGUCAUUUUGAGGGUGCAGAAGAUGAAGUACUUUUUGCUCCGACAUACACAUUUUUUCCAAUGCCAAUUGUAUAUGAUGAAAAUACGGCUGUAUGGAAUGUAACAUUAUUACAACUCACAGAAACUUACGAUCUGAGAUAUGAAUAUUUGAGUUAUCUCGUUAAACUAGAUGCUUGUUUAAGAACAAUAAUUGUCGACAAUGAUACUACAAACGAUGAUUGUGCAUUACUAGUAGAUCAUAUUAUAUCUCUCAUUCGUGAACUUGUAAUUGGUGAUGAGGAUGUUGUAACAUUAGGUUCGACUUCUAAUCGAGUUGCUCAUACGAAUGUAUCCAGACUUGAAUUGAAAGGUAUCGCUCUAUUUGCUCAACCAGUACUUCCACGUAUCAAUUCUUCGAUUUCAUAUCUAACUUUGUCGAUGUUAUACGAUUGCAUAGCGACAUUAUUCAAAUGUCUUGGUAAAUAUGAUCUUGCUCUUGAAAAUUUUCUGAGAGCAGAAAAAUAUGCUACGAAUCAAAAUGAUAUUCAUUAUAUAACGAGAAAAGUUAAGAUCGCACAAAUACAUAAAAUCGUUGGAAAUCCAUCUCUUGCAUGGGACAAUUUUCAAGAAAUACUUCCAGAAAUUAGCACGGACACAGAGUUAUUCGAAAGAAUCUUCAUUAGUAUAGCGAUGAAUAAACCUCUUUUUAAAAAUGAGGUAGAUGAACAGCAAAACAAUCGCAAUGUGCAUCAGUACUUGCAAUAUAUCAGCACUAAAGCCGAUUUGAAGAGGUUCGGUCCUCUCAUUGCUGGUGCAUAUCGUGACUUAUCAGAAUAUUUAUUUCAAAACGAUGGUCAACAACAGCAACUCAUUGAAUUUCUUGAGAGUGAAGUACAAAUUCGCAAAAAGAUCGUUCAAUACGACCGAUCAAGUCGUUAUGAUCUGGCGCACAGAUGUAAAGAUCUAGCAAGCUUGUACGGACACAAGGAUUGUCGGAAGGCGAUCAAAUACUAUAGAGAAGCUGUUAAUAAUUUCAAACCCUAUCAAGAAGUCGGUACACGUGACCUAAUAGCUAUCUGCUGGUGUGAAAUCGGACUACUCCGACCCAGGCAUAAUGUACAAAUAUUUAUCAAUGCCUUUAAUCUUCUAUUGUCCGAUAUGGAUCAUCGUAUGGAAAUGACCGUAGCUGAUGAUAUAGCUCGAUGUUAUAUGUGUCUGGCAAAAAGCUAUGCUCGAUCCCGCCGAUUGAAUUCACAAGCUCUAGAGACUUGUCUCAAAUCUUUACGUCUCCUUAUAAAUCAUGUGCCAGACGAUUUUACUUUCUCAGAUGAAGAACUUGACGAUUGUUGGGAAUGGGCUCUAUCGUUAUUCAAAAUCAAGAGUGAUCAAGAUGGUUCUCAAGCAUCCACAAAGCAGCAACUAUAUAGUAUGUGUAAACCCAGCGAUAAACACCCAUCAUUGGAAGGAAAAGAAAUUGGCAAAAUGCUUAAAACUACAAUAAAUCGGUUACAACGGCAGCUACCAAGCACCAGGAAACGUUAUCGAAAAAAAAGAAUUAAAAGAUUAAGCAGAUUCAUUAAUUGA